UUCUUUUAUGCAAUUUCUUUUGUUUCGGAUUCAAAUAGUAAUGUUAUCUUGCUUCAUGUUUCUUUUUCUUCUUCUUCCUCUUCCCCUCCCCUUUCCCUCUUAUCCUGUUUCUUGAUGAAUGACAUGGGACAUUUUUUUUAUUGGGUUUCUCUCGUGAAUUCCCCCCAUUUUCAUCUGCUGUUUCAAGCGGGUAAUCCUUGUUUGAUAAUCGAUUUUAUGGUUUUGAUUGCAAUUAGAUGCAAGCAAUUACUUGGAAGGGCUCGGUAAUGAGGAUUCUGCGACCAAAAUGCAUUUUUUUGGGCGAAUUCCUUAUCAAAUUCUCUCUUUCCGUUUUUUUUUCCGCCCCGUGUGUGUGCGUUUCAAAACUUCCAUCAUGACUGUUUCCCUUGUUAGUAUAGAAUCAGUUUGAGGGAAUCAGAUCAGUUGUACUUUCUGUUCAACCAAAAGUUCUUAUUAAACCUUGAGUAAACCCUGAAACUUAUAUGAACUUUCCCAUUCAGUCUGUCUCUCUUCGUGGGAACUCUCUCCUUCUUUCCAUCUCUCUUCGAUUUAUGAAAGCAUCGUGCUCGUGGAUCUGUUUUGUUUUUGGUUUUCCUAAUUUAUUGAGAUCUUAGCGAUUAUAUAUCCAUUGCUUUCCAAAGAGCUAGAGUAGAAAAAACCGUCUUGAAUAUCAGAAUACUGUUUCUGCUUUGUUUAAUUUUUAAUGGGUUUUCCGGCCUUGAUGCAGCGAGGAAAGUGGUUCCAUCUGUUGUUUCUUCCCUGCGUCGUCUGAAUUAUUUUCAGGUCAAUUACUCUUCUCGCGCUUCAAAGCGUUCCAGCCUGGAAAGAAAGAUGCUUCGGUUCUGUGUACUUUAGUCCGCUUUACGUGUCUAAGAAUAAUUCUAGCGCUGCUCAAAUGCCGCCCUUCUAUCUGGCUUUGACGUUUUGCAAUUCAACGUUCUCAACCCAAAUAUCAAAAGCAGUAAAUUGCAAUACUUUCCCAUCUGUCCUCUUUUCUACACAACUGAGUACUGAAGCUUUCACCCCUUUUUUUUUUUUUUUUUUAAUGGUGGGUGGUUCCUGAUUGCACUAUGGACGUCCAUCUGCUAUUAUUUUACUGGUUGUUUUAAACUAGUAGCCAAGAAAAAGGUGGGUUAUGGCCAUUGAACAAUACUUCCAAGAGGCAGUUGCACAACAUGAGAUGGGUGAUGAUGACACACAACUGCGGAAGUGGAAAUCAGGCUCUGAUGCUGCUACUGCCUCAGGCGAUAAUACUGGCUGCUUUGAUUGCAACAUCUGUCUAGACCAUGCACAAAAUCCUGUCGUGACACUCUGUGGCCACCUUUUCUGUUGGCCAUGCAUUUACAAGUGGGUUCACUUCCAGAGUGCCUCCACCGAACAGCAUCAAUGUUGCCCUGUAUGCAAGGCUGAUGUCUCCCUCACAACACUGGUCCCCCUUUAUGGUCGUGGCCACCCGCCAAAAGAAGCAGAAUCUGAAGGCAAAGGCUCCCAAAUUGGCCUUGACAUACCACAAAGGCCUUCUCCAUGUGGGGUUCAUGCACUGAUAAGCACUACAUCGACUUCAUCAAGUUCUGGUAGGCAGCCUCAUCGUAAUCCUUACCAGUCCCAGCCACAUGUCCAUCAGCAUCAACAUCAGCAAUACAGGAACUAUGCAACAACAUCAACCCCAUUAAUGCAUCUUUCUGCUAAUGUUUAUCAUCCAAUUGUUGGUAUGCUUGGGGAGAUGAUCUAUGCAAGGGUGUUUGGGAACUCACAGACAAACUUAUAUGCAUAUCCAAAUUCAUACAACCUCAUGGGGAGUAGUAAUCCAAGGUUGAGAAGGCAAGAGAAGCAGGCAGAAAAGUCUCUCAACAGGAUUUCAAUUUUCCUCUUCUGUUGCCUUGUCUUGUGCCUUCUCUUGUUCUGACUGUGGCAGUGGCAAUGCUUGUCUUCUCCCUUCACCCUCUGUAUACUUGUAAAAAAAAUUAUGGAUAGUGUCAACAAGACAUUGGUAGAACAGAGAUAUAUAAUUAUGAGAGGUUAGAGAUUAGAAGAAUUAAUUUGCAUUUACUUGUUGGUAUAUAUUUGAGCAGAUUCAAGAUUAGAAGAAUAAAUUUGGAUUUACUUGUUGGUA
Molecule: messenger RNA, 2113 nt
Organism: Macadamia integrifolia
Lineage: Eukaryota; Viridiplantae; Streptophyta; Magnoliopsida; Proteales; Proteaceae
Product: E3 ubiquitin-protein ligase RMA1H1-like
Exons: 2
Coding region: 1136-1906 (256 amino acids)
Biological process (GO): ubiquitin-dependent protein catabolic process
Cellular component (GO): endoplasmic reticulum
Molecular function (GO): ubiquitin-like protein conjugating enzyme binding; ubiquitin protein ligase activity
Source: RefSeq, a predicted model, not a curated record